This is a messenger RNA of Aspergillus nidulans FGSC A4, 1473 nucleotides long. RefSeq lists its product as uncharacterized. Gene Ontology annotation, biological process: regulation of transcription by RNA polymerase II; regulation of DNA-templated transcription; DNA-templated transcription. Gene Ontology annotation, cellular component: nucleus. Bases 1 to 1473 code for a protein of 490 amino acids. The transcript has 4 exons. Gene Ontology annotation, molecular function: zinc ion binding; DNA binding; DNA-binding transcription factor activity, RNA polymerase II-specific. The record is from RefSeq and is a predicted model, not a curated record. NCBI's taxonomy places the organism in Eukaryota, Fungi, Ascomycota, Eurotiomycetes, Eurotiales, Aspergillaceae.
AUGGCACCUGUCAAAAAACCACGCCCUGCUUUCAGCUGUCUGACAUGUCGCACUCGUAAAGUUCGAUGUGGAAGAGAACGGCCGGAAUGCGCCAACUGCAGACGGAUGAAUAAAGUGUGCGAAUAUCAAAGUACCAGCAAAGUUUCUGAUAAUCAGAGUAGACACGAUCAAAUCCAUACAGACCGCUCUAAUGUCUCUCGGUUAGACGUUGUUUCUAGAUUGCCCUCUAGAGUCAGGCCGGUCAACGACUCGCUCCUUGGCUUGAUGCCAUUUCGCAAGAAAGCAACUGUAGACCCUCUUCCACCUCAUAUCAACUUCCUGACCAUCGCAUCCGUCUUCGAGAGGAUUCCUGACAGGCACGCAUGCGACGGCUUUGUGCAGACUUUCAUUACCUCCGUCUACCCCCUGUACCCGCUCAUUGACCUCCCAGAUUUCCAAUCCUGGUAUGCCGUGUUCUGGCAAUGGUGCCAUGAGGCCGGGGAUAGACGAUCGACUAUUAUCCCCAACACCCUGCUGGAAGACGUGACUAUGAACUGCGUGCUCUUUGCGGUACUGUAUGCAGGAGCUGCCGCUUCAGCACAUACCUCCCAAGAAUCAGUCACAACCAGGAAUCUAGAAUCAGCGGUUUCGGCUAUCCUUACUUCCUGCGACCAUCUUCGCCGUCCGACAGUGAACACUGUCGCAGCCUCGCUGAUUAUCGACCCGUUCAUGAGCAAGGACCUCGGAUCACUAGAGUAUGGGCUGUGGGUGAGUUCGACAGUCCGCCUUGCUCAGAGUAUUGGGCUACAUCGGCAGGAGCAUGUUACACCGGAUAGAGAUAUAGACUUCGGUUCAGCCUUGGAAGCGAGACUCGAGCGUAGAAUAUGGGCGCAUAUCGUGUGGUUGGAUGUUCAGCAUAGCCUCCUGACCGGGUUACCACUGGCAGUAACGGCAACAGCCGGAAGCAGAUUUGGUUCUUUGCCGACGCCAAUAUCUGGGGCAGGGCCUGAUACUCUGGCCGGGGAUACUGCUAUACUCUUUCAGGCUCGCAGUGAAAUUGCUCGUAUUCAACAUCGGCUUAUCGACACUGUUCAUAACGCAAGCGCAAGUACAGGGUUGAUUUCAGAGGAGAUAUAUCGAGGGGACUACCACGAACAGCGAGGUAGAUUCCUGGGCUCAGAGGUUGGCGACGUUGAUUCACCUGCACAUGGCAAUCCAGAUCCACAGUCCUUUCUUACGAUCCCCGUUACGGCCAACACCUUCCUCAGAUCCGAAUAUCGGCAUCGAUCAAGGUCAAGACCAGUUGUGGAAUCGUAUAAUUCGCCUCUGCAUCCGAUACCUCCGAAUCUACUUAUCUAUCGUAUCGUCUUCCGCAUUUGCGCCACACCUCUGGUUCUUCGUGCGCUGUGUGGAACCGAUUCGGUGUGCUUCUCUGUUGGUAUCAUACUUGUGCCAUUGGCCUGGCUCUACCGGUGCAUAUUCUGGAUUGAGUAG